This is a messenger RNA of Nerophis lumbriciformis (worm pipefish), 354 nucleotides long. Lineage: Eukaryota; Metazoa; Chordata; Actinopteri; Syngnathiformes; Syngnathidae. The record is from RefSeq and is a predicted model, not a curated record.
AUGGCCCUGGAAACAGUUCCUAAGGACCUCCGCCAUUUACGAGCAUGUUUGCUUUGCUCCUUAGUAAAGACUAUUGACCAGUUUGAAUAUGAUGGCUGUGACAACUGCGAGUCCUUCCUUCAGAUGAAAGGGAACAGAGAGAUGGUUUAUGAAUGCACAAGUUCUUCAUUUGAUGGCGUAAUAGCCCAGAUGAGCCCUGAGGACAGCUGGGUAGCAAAAUGGCAGAGAAUAGGCACGUUCAAGCCAGGUGUAUAUGCAGUGUCAGUAACUGGCAGACUACCCCCAGGUGUGGUGAGAGAGCUGAAAAGCAGAGGAGUGAUCUACAAGUCCAGAGAUACAGCAGUCAAGAACUAA